CCGGGUUUCUGUCACCUGAUUGGUUCCAGCUUCAUCUUUCCUCUCCCUUUGUUCAAUAAAGUGUCUGCCCAACUUGAGUCACUUUGCAAGAAGCCAGGAACUAACAAGAGAAAAAGGAUCUCAGCCAGUGGUGUGGGCAAGAUGGAAAACAACCUCUCCAUCCCUCUGAAUGGAUCCGAAGAGAUGCUCCAUGAGUCUGCUGGCUACAAGGUUCUGCAUAUCCUGCCAUUGGUGGUGCUUGGGAUCACCUUUGUCCUUGGCAUCCUGGGCAAUGGGCUUGUGAUCUGGGUGGCUGGAUUCCGGAUGGCACGCACAGUCACCACAAUCUGUUACCUGAACCUGGCCUUAGCUGACUUCUCCUUCACUGCCACCCUACCAUUCCUCAUUGUCUCAAUGGCUAUGAGAGAACUGUGGCCUUUUGGCUGGUUCCUAUGCAAGGUAGUUCAUAUUGUGGUGGACAUAAACCUGUUUGGAAGUGUCUUCCUCAUUGCUUUCAUUGCCCUGGACCGCUGUAUUUGUGUCCUGCAUCCAGUCUGGGCCCAGAACCACCGUACAGUAAGCCUUGCUUCAAAAGUGAUCAUUGGACCUUGGAUUCUUGCCCUAAUCCUUACCUUGCCAGUUUUCAUCUUCUUGACUACAGUAAAUGAUGGAACAGGGAAUAUAUACUGUACUUUCAAUUUUGCAUCCUGGGGCAACAGUAUUGAAGAGAGAUUGAAGGUGGCCAUCACCAUGUUGACAGCCAGAGGGAUCAUCCGGUUUAUCAUUGGCUUCAGCAUGCCAAUGUCCAUCGUUGCUAUCUGCUACGGGCUCAUUGCUGCCAAGAUACACAAAAAAGGCAUGAUUAAAUCCAGUCGUCCCUUACGGGUCCUUACUGCUGUUGUGGCUUCCUUCUUUCUCUGUUGGUUCCCCUUUCAACUGAUUGCCCUUUUAGGCACAGUCUGGCUCAAAGAGAUGUUGUUUGAAGGUAAGUACAAAAUCCUUGACGUCUUGGUUAAUCCAACGAGCUCCCUGGCCUUCUUCAACAGCUGCCUCAACCCAAUGCUCUACGUCUUCAUGGGCCAAGACUUCCGAGAGAGACUGAUCCACUCCCUGCCUGCCAGUCUGGAGAGGGCCCUUAGUGAGGAUGUAACCCAGACCACUGACACAACAGCCAAAUCUGCUUUACCAUCUGCAGAAGCAGAGUUACAGGCAAUGUGAGGGGGCUGAGAGCCAUUUUUUAGCUCUGCAUGCUCCUACCCUGCUCGCAUUUUCAGCUUCACAUUACCAUGGGUCAUACUGAAGCACUCAUCAUGAAAAAUACUUUGGUAUUCCUUGAUUUGGGAGGGAAAAAGUGACAUAGAUGUUAUUUUAAUUUUGGACCUCAGCCUGUACCCUGGGAUAAGUGGAGCUUGUCAAAGAGUACAAGAAAGAAAAGAAAGUGAUGGGGUGUUUGUAAAGUUUACAUAAGAGAGUAUAAUAGGGGGGAAACAUUUGUUAUUUCACCAUUAAAAUUUUGCUUAGGGUUUUUAAAAAGCUGUUUUUAAUCAGAUUAUAGAAAUUUCUUUGUAUUCUUAGUUUUAGUACUAACAGUUUUCUUUUUUAAAAUCAUGAAUAGCUAUUGGAUUGUAUAUCAUAUAUUUUAUGUGUAUAUGAAGAUGAUCAUUUAGUAUUAUCCUUUUAUUACACAUUACACUGAUUAAUUUCUGCAUGUUAAACUACCCUUGCAGUCGUAGGAUAAGCCACACUUAGUCAUGAUGUAUUUGGUCUAUUUAUAAAUUAUCUCACUAGAUUUGUUUAGAACUUCUGCAUUUCAGUGUAUGUAAAGAUGGGUCUAUUUUCUUUCCCUUAGUGUCCCUAUCACCUUUUACACCAAACUUCUAAUGGCCUCCUAAACAGACUUGGGAAGCGAUUCCUCUGACUCUUUUCUUUCAUAAAUGUUUAGACUUUCACCAGUGAAGCCAAUUGGCCUUGGGUUUUCUUUCUGGGAAGGCUUUUAGCAGUGAGUUCAAUUUCUUUAAUAGUUAUGUCCCAUAACUAUUUCUAUUUCCUCUUCUGUCAAUUUCGGUAAACUGUGACUUUCAAGGAAUUUAGCCAUUUCAUCCAAACUGUCAAAUCUAUUGGCAUGAAACAGUAUAAUAACUGUAUAUAGUAGUUGGUAUGGUUUCCUUCACAUAAUGGGAGUGAUGUAACAUAACUAAGCUAUCUGAAGGGAGGGAUUUUGGUCCAUAUUGUUCACUGAUAGAUCCCUACACCUAUAUGUAAAAUAGUGCCUAAUGAGUGACAGAUGGAUACUCAAUAAAUACUGAAUUAACGAAUCAAUAACAAAAGUGUCCUCCAGGUGUCAAGUAAAAACCUUUAAUGUCUAGCUAAAAUGACCUCUCACCCUCAUUUUAUGAAUUGAGAGUACCCAGGGGAUUCUCACUGCAGUUUACAAUAUUUACAAAUUCCCAUGUAGUUUAUGUUUUUAUGAACACCUCUGGUUUUGAGUUUCUGCUUCAAGUAAAGCACUUUGGAUGUUGCCUGGUGCUUUUCUUUUGGAAAAAAGUCAGUCCAAGAUAGUACUCAGCUUUUUUUUUUCUUUCUGCAAAUAUCACUCACAAAUUAUGUUACUAGGCAACAUACUUUCCUGAUGCACUGGCGAAAGAAAGAACUCAAACUAAAUAUUAGAUAGUCCUGUUAUCAAAAGUCCCUCACUCAAUAUGCUGCUUUACUGUCAUCUUCCUUCUCCUUUCUUUCAUGUCAUCCCUAAAGUUUUGCAUUUCCAGCACAUAGCAGUGUACCCAUUUCAUUUGCAUUUUUGACUCCUGGAAAUGCUUUUUUAGUUCCCAAGAAAUGUCCAACUAAGGUGUGGCCACAGAAAAUAAGAAACAAGUAAGAAAUGCAAGAGUGCAAAGCCAGGCGCAAAGGACGGUGUACAUCUUCUCAAUAGAACCAGCGCUUCCAAAUAGGCUAAUUAAGAAACUUGCUUCACUGUCAGAGCUGGGUUCUUAGGAUUCUGCUCACUGGCCUUGGUUAUUUGCAACAGAAUAGUACCUGCUACAUCCUAUUUUUCUGUUCUUCAUUGGAAGUCUUCAUUGUGUAUGCCCAGUUCCUAUUGCACCAUUAUAUAUUAGGUCUCCGGAAGUGAGGAUUCUUAUAACUUUAUGGAAUGCUUAUCACAAAGAAACACUUAUAGACCUUAUUGCAUCUAAAACUCCAAAAUAAAACACUGGGGCUACCACCCUUGGGAAGGAUGGGAUUACUUCUGCUUGGAAGAGUAUACAGAGAUGUUGAGAGGACAGAGGGUAAGAUGUAGUACAGACUGCCAGCUUCCAACCCAAUAUUCAUCCCCCUCCAUUACAAAAAGUAGGUUGAAAUUCAUCCACCUAAAAUAAUACUUUUCUCAGCCAUCCUUUCGGUUAGAUGCAAUAAAUUCUAAGCAAUAACAGGCCAUGGUUAUAUCAUAUCAGCAUAUAAAGAGCUUCCUCAUUCUUUUUAAUGCUUGCAUGGUAUUCCACUGGAUUGAUGUAUCAAAACAUUUAAUCAGUUACAUAUUAAUGACUAUUUAAAUUGUUUCUAAUCACUUCUCUGUCCCUUUGGCUAAAUUGUUUUUAAGACUUUUGUUGUUACAAACAAUGCUAUGAAUAGCUGUGUACACACAUGUUCCUUUGCAAUAUGUAUAGGUUUAUCUGUAGGGUAAAAUAAAGGUUACAUAUAACUUG
Molecule: messenger RNA, 3680 nt
Organism: Canis lupus familiaris (dog)
Lineage: Eukaryota; Metazoa; Chordata; Mammalia; Carnivora; Canidae
Gene: FPR2
Product: formyl peptide receptor 2
Exons: 2
Coding region: 142-1197 (351 amino acids)
Biological process (GO): inflammatory response; complement receptor mediated signaling pathway; positive regulation of cytosolic calcium ion concentration
Cellular component (GO): plasma membrane
Molecular function (GO): complement receptor activity; N-formyl peptide receptor activity
Source: RefSeq, a predicted model, not a curated record